UUUAACUUUUGAACAAUUGGGCAAAGCGACAAUGGAUGAGCAAGAGGAGAAUAGAACAAAGAUGGAGAGAGAAACACAUGAUGAAGAAGAAGAAGAAGAAGAAGAAGAGUACAUAUCUCAACCAGACCCGAUUCCACUCGAUCUAAUCUUGGAGAUACUGUCAAGACUUCCUGCGAAAUCGAUUGUGAGGUUUCUCUGCGUAUCAAAACUCUGGUCUUCCUUCACUACGGUUCCAAGUUUUAUCAGCUCAUUCGCGAGUCGGCUACGUCGUCUUCUGCUCACCUUCUUCAAAAAGAAAAGGCGAUUCGUUUUCUCUUUGCCUCAACACGAGAAUACUGACGGGUCUUAUUCUCCGGUAUACAGUUACGAGAUGCAAGACGCAAACACUUGGAGACGGCAGAACUGUUAUAAAUCAUCAGCAUCCGUCCAGGGGGUUAUUCUCUUCAAAAGAAACGUGAUUUGGAACCCAACCACGGGACAGGUUUUACACUUGCCAAAGGCCACAAGAACACUCAAGAUACGGGGACAGUUUUUUUUAGGAUACGAUCCAUUGGAGGGUAAAUACAAAGUUCUGCUCGUAAAUUCACAACAAAAGCAUGGGAUUCUUACAUUGGGAGCUCAAGAAUCAUGGAGAUUCAUACCCAAAGGAGAAACACUAUUAGAGAAGCCUUGUUUGAAGGAAUUUUUGGUGAUGAAUUCGGAUGCCGUUAUGGACUUGGUGACUACAACAGUAAGUACAGCAGUACAUUCGACUUGGAUGUGUUCCCAAAUCACAUGGAGAAUUUUGUGUCUUUGUUGUAAAUUAGUAGCGCCCUUCAUCGCUAAUGUCACAGUGAUUUCCACACCAUUGUUAACAUCUUAGGUACUUAAGUUAUGUUAGUUCAGAGACAAGCAAGGUAUGGAAGAUCUCAUUACUGAAAUUCUAUUGUAAGAACACUCAUGGGAUAUCGAUUCUGGUGUGUGCAUGAGUGUUCUUUAUUCUGUUUUCGCUAACGAAAUAUUGGUUACUCUUCUGGAAUA
Camelina sativa (false flax) is the source of this 1020-nucleotide messenger RNA. The record is from RefSeq and is a predicted model, not a curated record. NCBI's taxonomy places the organism in Eukaryota, Viridiplantae, Streptophyta, Magnoliopsida, Brassicales, Brassicaceae.